UUAACAGAAAUUAGCAGAGUACGGAAAGACAUGUACAAUGACACAUUAAAUGGCAGUACAGAGAAAAGGAGUGCAGAAUUGCCUGAUGCUGUGGGACCUAUUGUUCAGUUACAAGAGAAACUCUAUGUGCCUGUAAAAGAAUAUCCAGAUUUUAAUUUUGUUGGGAGAAUCCUUGGACCUAGAGGACUUACUGCUAAACAACUUGAAGCAGAAACAGGAUGUAAAAUAAUGGUCCGAGGCAAAGGCUCGAUGAGGGAUAAAAAGAAGGAGGAGCAGAACAGAGGCAAGCCUAAUUGGGAGCAUCUCAAUGAAGAUUUACAUGUACUGAUCACUGUGGAAGAUGCUCAAAACAGAGCAGAGAUCAAACUGAAGAGAGCCGUUGAGGAAGUGAAGAAAUUACUGGUACCUGCAGCAGAGGGAGAAGACAGCCUGAAGAAGAUGCAGCUGAUGGAGCUCGCAAUUCUGAACGGCACCUACAGAGAUGCCAACAUUAAAUCACCAGCCCUUGCCUUUUCUCUUGCAGCAACAGCCCAGGCUGCUCCACGGAUUAUCACUGGGCCUGCGCCUGUCCUCCCACCAGCUGCCCUGCGGACCCCUACGCCCGCUGGCCCUACCAUAAUGCCUUUGAUCAGACAGAUACAGACCGCUGUCAUGCCAAACGGAACUCCUCACCCGACUGCUGCAAUAGUUCCUCCGGGGCCCGAAGCUGGUUUGAUCUACACACCCUAUGAGUACCCCUACACGUUGGCACCAGCUACAUCAAUCCUUGAGUAUCCUAUUGAACCUAGUGGUGUAUUAGGUGCGGUGGCUACUAAAGUUCGAAGGCACGAUAUGCGUGUCCAUCCUUACCAAAGGAUUGUGACCGCAGACCGAGCCGCCACCGGCAACUAACCUAUGACCUUCUGACCUCUGAACUCUUCACCCAAUGAUGACCUGACCAUGCCUGCCUGCUGAUCAGUUAACUGGUAAUCGCCUUUGCUUGCCUGUCGUCAGUGCAGCGAGCUGAGGCACUUUGUCCGUUCGUCUUACCAUCUAACCAAACAAAAGACAAAGAAAUUGUUGUCCUCCAACUCAGCUUUUGGUUUUUCUUUCUGUUUGGGUGAAAGUGGUUCUAGAACCUGCACUGAAUAGUAGUAAAGCAAUAAGGCCCAAUUCAUCCCACAGCACUGAUCAUCUUUUCAUGUCCUACCCUAAGCGAACGGUAAGAAGGCCUCACUUCAGAAGGGGAGACAGAUGGCCCUUAACUACUCAGUGACAGAGGCAGUUACUGUGAGAGACUUCUAGGAAUCUUCUCAUAGCGAGUCACAGCUCUCUGAAUGUACCGUGUGAUGAUGCAUCAUGCAUGAACCUUUGGUCAGGGAUGUCAUUGGUGAAGUGAUUUCAAAAAGUAUUCAAAAUUUGAUAUGCUGUUUAGUCACUACAGUGCCCUCAAAGGGCAGAAGUUGCAGCCUUUUUUAUAUUGCCUGCCAAAAUUUGAAGUAUUAGAAGUGUGCCAUGAGAGAAAAAACAAGGAAUUUUGAGAAGUAAUGCAAAGAACAAAACUGCAACACUAUUUUUAAAAAGAUAAAUAUCUGAGUUAAAAUUACUGAACCUUUAUUUUACAACCUCCUUUAAAAAGUAUACGAGAACAAGGUACAUGCAUUAUGUGUCACAUUACUGGGCAAACUGUUCAAAUAUUUUUUUUAAAACCUCCCUGUAUAGAAAAAAAAAUCAUUAAGGAUGUAAAAGCCAUGCUUGCCUAUUUGCUGUAUACAUGUAAUGAAAUUGUAGAUAAAGUGUAGUGCAUUGAAACAAAUGAACAAAAAGUAGAUACUUUUACUAUACAAGGGUGCUGGUGCAGAAAAAAAAUAUAUAUAUUUUUGGAAAUGUAGCAUUUUAUACUUUCAAGUGUUAUAAAAAAAAAAGAAAAAGAACAAAGAAACCCUUUAUUUCAUUAAAUGAUUUUUUCUGGUGGUUGUCAAGAAACAAAAGACCAAAAGAGCCUUUUUGUCUUUCUUUUUUAUUUUUUAAGUAUUGGAAUAAGUCUAAAGAAAAGAAAGUGCCUUAUUUUCCUUCAUGGUCAUUUAGUCAAGUGUCUUGUAAGAUCAGCUCCUCCCUCAGAAUACAAGUUAAUGCAUGUUAACUCAGUCGCCCGCCCAGUAUGUGAAAGAAGAUUUGAGGGGAGACAAAUGAGUUGAUGGUUUGAAUUACAUGAUUUUUGCCACGUUACCUUGAUAGAAAUUUGCCAAAUCUGAUACUGUGAAAAAAUUUGAUAACUUUUCUAAUGUCUGACAAGUAAGUUUUAAAACAUCAUUCUUUUAAAAUCAUAAUCGAGUGCUUUUGGUUAUUGUGAUAUUUAACAGUAGCCCACAAGGUUCUGAGAUAAAAAUUAUGUGUGAUCUGAACAUCAGUUUACAGACAAAAGUAGAACUUUAUUUUAUUCAGAGAAGGAGGGGUGUGUUGGACUUUUUCUUACUAAAUUGGAGAUAAUACCAUUCUUAGCAAACUUUUUCAGAAAAAUGAAUCUCUAUGAUUUUCACUCUGGAUAACAGUAUUUUUUAAUGGCCCAAAUCUAAUCAGACUUCUUUCUACCGUACCAGAUCACUUGGGUAGUCCAUAUCUUUGGUGGUUUAAGUAACCUAAGAGGCCCCCACCCCCUACACACCUUUUUGUUAAACUUCAAAAAAAAUAACUGGCAUCAUUGUGCAUGUAAGUGCUCAACUACCUGUGAGUUUAAGCUUCCAGUUUCUCAUGAAAUUCAGUUUUGUAGUUGAAGCGAUUUGUGCACAGAGCCGACUACAUCUAAACACUUCAGUAAUCCUUAACUGCUCAGUACGGGUGUGGCAAAUAUCAAGUGGCAGUGGAUCCCCAGCUCAUCAACUCAUUCCCUCUUGCAUACCUUCACGGCUUCACAGUCAAAGGUCCGCAGUAAGCUCAGUCAGCACCUUCGCGGUGACCUCCUCCAUCAUCUUGUCUCACUUGGAAACCGUUUUCAGUUUAUUUACUAUGCAAUAGACAUUCAUUGUUUUGUAUUCAGCUAGCGUUGGUUUAAUGUGCCACUGCUUUGUCUUUCUGUUACAUAUACAGUUGUUUUGAUUUAUUUACAAUAUAUGCUGUGCCAUUUUGAUUUUUAUUUUGUUUGGUUGGUUGAAUAAAUUUGCGACACUCAAACACUUGAGGUGAUAGUAGUUUAAAAACAAUACCAGUAUUUGAUCCAGUUUCAUCUCAACUACGUUAUACCUGGACAUUUUAGAUGUUUAUCAAAGGUCUUUUAUGGGGAAGAAAGUAAAUGUAUGAAAUAAAUGUGUGACAUUUAUGAGUAAUGUUGGCUCUGAACAAACUUUUGAAAACUUAGUUGAUAAAAUUUUGGAUCAACUGAAAAAAAAAGCAUGACUUUUGAAAUCUCUGAAUGCCUUGGUUCUCAGUAUUAUCAUUCUUUAUUGAAUUUAUUUCUUAUUAAAAUAUGUAGUUUUUAAGACUUCUUUUCUGACAGUAUUAUGUAAUUUUUUAGUGUGGGUAGAUGGGAGUGUCGCUUGUAUGUUACCGUACAGCUGACAUGUAUUUUUGUCAAUUCUUUAUUAUCUUAGUAGUUUCAUGCUAUGUAUGUAUCAUAACCAACCUAUUGCCUAUGAGAAACAUGUAAGAUAAUGUAUUUACAGCCAUUGUUACAAGUUUAUAAUGUAUUUUUCUAUCUUGUUUUAUAUGUAUGUUAUAUAACAUUCAAAAAGAAUUUUUUUCUUGAUUGAGAAAAGGAUACAAAAUGCAGAAUCCACAAUUUUGAUAACUGAAAAUUGCCAAUUGUUUUGCAGUACUUUAUUAUAUUGGGUGUCUUGUCUUUCUUGGGCUUUUAGUUAGCUAAUGAAUGAAUACAUUAGACACUUUUGGGUUUUAGUUGGGAUUUUACAUAGCUUGCAUUUUAAUUCUUUGGUUCUUUGCUGUUUCUAUUAACCCAUAGCAUUAUUUUAAUAAAUGUUAUAAUACCAACCUACUAACUCUGGACUAUGUCUGUUUAUUAACCUUUUCGUGUUUAAUUAAAAUAAACAAA
Callorhinus ursinus (northern fur seal) is the source of this 4024-nucleotide messenger RNA. The record is from RefSeq and is a predicted model, not a curated record. NCBI's taxonomy places the organism in Eukaryota, Metazoa, Chordata, Mammalia, Carnivora, Otariidae.